Messenger RNA from Pseudoliparis swirei, 8805 nucleotides. It is a transcript of the gene gpr158a, whose product is annotated as G protein-coupled receptor 158a. Lineage: Eukaryota; Metazoa; Chordata; Actinopteri; Perciformes; Liparidae. Gene Ontology annotation, biological process: G protein-coupled receptor signaling pathway. Gene Ontology annotation, molecular function: G protein-coupled receptor activity. Gene Ontology annotation, cellular component: membrane. The record is from RefSeq and is a predicted model, not a curated record. The coding region runs from base 1 to 4065 and encodes 1354 amino acids. The transcript has 12 exons.
AUGGCUGUUUCCCGACCGUCGCUGCUGCUGCUGCUGCUGCAUGUGGGCUUUGCGGUGGCAUCGGACCACCGACACGCGCAGUGGUCGGCGGCGCGUGCGGAAGACGCCGGAGCACCGGCGGCGGCGCACGGCGCUCAGGCGCACCGUCGGCAUCUGGCGCAUCUCCGCGCGCCUCCCGGGGACAAACCCGAGGAGCGCCUCCUCCCCCGGGCGGUCACGGCUUUCCUCCACACGGGGGACUCGACCACCUUGAAGCACGCCAACUGCUCGCGCAGGUACGAGCUCACCUCUCUGCGUGAGGGGGGGAGGUCGCGAGGCACGUCGUCCCCCCCCGCGCGUCACUCCAUGGGCAGCGUGCUGGACACCGUGCUGCACGCCACGAACUUCCUCAACAUGAUCCUGCAAGCCAACAGGUCCAGGGAGCAGAGCCUCCGGCGGGACAUCGAGUGGUACCAUGCCCUGGUGAGGAGCGUGCUGGAGGGGGACGCCAAGAUCCACCGGGCGGUGGUCACUUUCAUCGCGGACGCGUCCGCGUCGGGCCCCUCGGUGCUCCUCCAGGCCACCAGGGCCGGCGGGGAGAUCGUCCUCCAAGACCUCUCCGGCGCGGCCCACCUCCAUCUGCACAACCGCACCGUGGACACGGAGUGGUACCACGGCGUCAGGGACAGGAAGAAGCCCAGCUUCCGGAAGAGGGUGCUGAGCCAAGACUUUAGCUCACUUGACAAUUCCAUAAAGAGAGGGGAGAGUUUCAUCCCGGACAAGAAGCACGUCAAGUGGUCCGCGCCCUACCUGGAGUGUGAACAUGGGCAUUUUGUACCCCGCUGGCUUCUGACCCUCUCGGCUGCCUUCUACGGCCUGAAGCCCGACCUGGCUCCUGAAUUCAGGGGCGUGGUGCGAGUGGACAUUAAUCUGCAGGAUGUUGAUAUCGACCAGUGCUCGGCUGACGGCUGGUUCGCUGGAACCCAUCGAUGCAACCUGACCACGAUGGAGUGUUUGCCGCUCGCCGGGCGAGGCUUCGUGUUGGACGAGUACACGUGCCGCUGCCGGACGGGAUUCUACCACCCGGACCGAGUGGCUGUCAACGGCUUCGCGAGGACGGGCAGGGAUGCCAAAGCUUCGGUCAGCGGCCCCAACGCGGACGAGGGCUCCUCCAGCGACUGCCUGCCGUGCCAGCCGGGCUGCAGCUUCUGCCGGGACGAGACGCCGUGCGUGACCCGGCAGGACGGCGCCCUGCGCUGGGCCGUGGUCUCCUCCCAGUGCCUCUGCAUGCUCAUCGUCUUCGUCGGCAUGGUCCUCGUAUACCACUUUCGCAGGAACAAGAGUAUCCGGGCAUCGGGUUUAGUGCUGCUGGAGGCCAUCCUGUGUGGAGCUCUGCUUCUCUACUUUCCGGUCGGGAUCCUCUACUUCCAGCCCAGCGUAUUCCGCUGCAUCCUCCUGCGAUGGGUCCGCCUGCUGGGCUUCGCCACCGUCUACGGGACCCUGACCCUCAAGCUGUACAGGGUGCUGAAGGUGUUCCUGUCCCGCACGGCCCAGAGGAUCCCCUACAUGACCAGCUGGCGCGUGCUGCGCCUCCUCGCCAUCAUCCUGCUCGUCGUCUGCUGGUUCCUGGUGGCCUGGACGUCGGCCGUCUGCCAGAACCCCGACAGGAAGUCGUCUCUCAUCGACGUCGGCUUCACGGCCCACGGGCUGCAGUUCAGCCUGUGCCUGCUGGACCGCUGGGACUACAUGAUGGCCGUCGCUGAGUUCCUCUUCCUGCUGUGGGCCGUGUACCUGUGCUACGCCGUGAGGACGGUGCCGUCGGCGUUCCACGAGCCGCGCUACAUGGCCAUCGCCGUGCACAACGAACUGGUGCUGACGGCCAUCUUCUACGUGGUCAGGUUCACUCUGGCUCCAGAGCUCCACCCGGACUGGAUGCUGCUGCUGUUCUUCACCCACACCCACCUCACUGUCUCCGUCACACUGGGCCUGCUGCUCAUCCCCAAGUUCAUGUCCGCUGGCACCCACAUGAGAGACGACAUCGCCUCCGAGGCCUACGAGGACGAGAUGGACAUGGGUCGCUCGGGGUCGUAUCUCAACAGCAGCAUCACGUCGGCGUGGAGCGAACACAGUCUGGAUCCCGAGGACAUUCGGACGCCAGAGGAAAUGGGCCAUCUCAGUCCUAUUAAUGGCUGUGGCGUAAGGUCUUGCGACAGUCUCUGGGAAAAACGUACCAACGAGGAGCUGAAGAAACUCUACACCCAGCUGGAGAUUUACAAAAGGAAGAAGAUGCUGGCCAACAACCCUCACCUCCAGAAGAAGCGCAGCUCCAAGAAAGGGUUGGGUCGCUCGCUGAUGAGGCGCAUAACUGAGAUCCCCGAGUCGGUGCACCGGCAAUGCAGCCGCGAAGACAAGGAGGCCGGCGAACACGGGAGCAACCGCAACAGCAUCUGCAUGUUGAAGAAGAACCCCUUCGAUCCGACUCACCCACCGAAGCCGGCGAAGGAGGAGACGCUCAAGAACAAGGUCUUCUCCCUCAAGAAGUCCCACAGCAGCUACGACCACGUCCGGCACCAGAGCGAGGACUCCAACAGCUCGGCGACGGACAAGAUGGAGGCGAGCCCGGCGGAAGGCUCCCUCCUGGAUACGCUCAUGGGCAAGAAGCUGGUCAAGAAGCAGUCCGGGGAGAAUACGGGCGUCCCCAGCGAGCCGACGGAAUCAGUUCCGUUGGUGUGCAAGUCGGCCAGCGCCCAUAACCUCAGCGCGGACAAGAAGCCGAUCCACCCUCGAGCCUACAUGCUGCAGAAGUCCCUCAGUGUCAUCGCCAGUGCCAAAGAGAAGACUUUGGGCUUGACGGGAAAGACCCAGAGCACGGAGGACGGCAACAAGAAGGGUCAGCCAAAGAGCAAAGACGCCAGGGUCGACGCAGAGCCGGAGACCGAGUGCCAACCCAAGAUGAUCGCGAGCCAUUCGGCCGAGUGCAAGCAGAGCGCGGCGCUGGGCCGGAUCAUGAAGCAGUCGGUGAGCAGCAGCCAGCCUUCCAUCUGCUCCGAUCCCGUCAAGGGAAAAGACCUCUCCGACCUCUCCGAAGUGUGUCCCUGGGAAGCGGAGGAUCUACCCACUCCGACUGAAAACAAGGUCCAGAAGCACGUGUCCAUCGCGCCGAAGGAAAGCACCACGGUUCACGGAGGCGGCGGCGGCGCCAAGGGAGGCAAAGCUCAGAAGCAGAAGCUCUCCGAUCCGUCGAGCGGCAGGCUUCCGAGGUCGACCGCCGUGCGAGCGGAGGUAUGUCCGUGGGAAGACGGCGCCGAGAGUCGAGGCGGCCAAGAGGAAGGCUCGAAGCGACAAACGUGCAGCAAGCCCGCGAAGACCCAGCAAGCUCAUUCUACAACGGAGAGCGCCAAGACCCAUCGGGUGGAGGUUUGUCCGUGGGACUUCGGAGAGCCCCCGAAGACGGCCGAGGUGGCCCGCUCACCGGAUGCGACGACGCAAAGGAGAGGCUCCUCCUCUCCCGCGGAUGGGAAAGGCAGGAGUCUCCUUCCAGAUCCGUCCGGAACGGGAGGCUCGCUCCAGCCGCCGUCUUCAAAAGCCGACGUGUGCCCCCGGGACGACGACGGCGGCGCCGUGUCUCCGAGUUCAGAGAGGGCGCCGAGUCCCUCUCGGGCGCCCCAAACCAAGGAGUGCCCGUCAAAAAGGAAGGACGCCGCUUCCCCGAGGACAGUCGAGAAAGAGAAAUCAAAAGGCGCAGACGGCGAGAAGUGUCGAACGAAAGCCAAGGACAAGAGCAAAUCUUCAGAGAGGCACGCGAGCCAACAGAAGAUGGCGGCGGCGUGCCCGUGGGACGCGGAGGGUGUUCAGGACGUGCCGCCGGUUGAAAAAAGGAAAAGCGCAAAUGUCGGAGCAGCCAACGCAAAGCCGACUGACGUCUGUCCGUGGGAUUUUGAGGAUACGUCGGAUGAAAAAGUUUCAGACAAAAGUAGUUCUGCGGUGAAGCCCGGCAAUCCGAUUCCUGAAGGCGGAGCUGCAGGCGCGAAGGCCGAUGUUUGUCCCUGGGACUUUGAGGAUAGCACAUCGAGCAAGAAGGCGUGACACUCGCCCUGAACGGACCACUGGAAUUAUAGUUAUCGAUGUAUACCUUUGAAAUCGUUACAUAUGACCUUUUACUAAUAGUGCGGCGACUUGGAAGAAAAGUUGAUCAAGUUCCACAAGUUGCCUUCCUUUCCGAGGUUUUGUUCCCGUUUGACCUCUUUUGAAAAUGAGUAAAAUGUACACACACAAAAAAACCAGAAAGAAGAAGAACCCAAAACAAAAUCACGACGAGCAUUCCAGAUUAUUAACGGAGAGUCCUGAGGAUAAAUCUUUAGACUAAUUAUGCAACUUUUGAUUCAGCCUUUUCACUUCAUGAGCGGUGUCGGGGAAAAAAAAUCUUUUAUUUGUCAUGUCGACGGUUCAUACGUUUUGUGCGUUGACGUCAUCACUUAACGAUAGAAUACGACCCGACGAUCGGAUUUGGAGGCGGGAAAAGACGUGUGAAAUUGAAGUCGUACAAAAACAGCAAAAGUGAAAGCCAAAGAACGAGGGAACAUCUGCGAAGACAGAUGUUGAUCUUAAGAUAGCAAACGAUUAUUUAUUAGUUGUGUGUGUGUAACUCCGUCUAUAGCACUUCAGUCAACUCCAUGAAUUACACACUCUGUUCUCCGUGAGCAGUCGGUCCACUUAUUCCUAACGUCACGGCAUGAUAACACACACACACACACACACACACACACACACACCAAACACAGACAUGUUUUCUUUGUUUAGAUCUAUUUAAUUGUAGUUUCUCGGCAGAUUAAAAUGCUUCCAAGUCUGCGGAGAUGUACUGUAUGUGCCUAACUAUACUAGCGUUGUCUUGUAUCAGUCGGAUGGGAAGCGGGAGGCUUCUCCUCCGGCCCUUUGUGACGGUGAACUAUUUAAACAGCAUGCACAGCCAGGGGUCGAGAGUAGUCGGACCCUUUUUGUCAAACCCCAAGCAGUUUAUGUCUUGACAAAAAUAUACCGUUUGUUUUUUUAUGACCGGAAGGCGGCGCUCCUUUCCCUGCUUUCAUAUUUCCCCCCCCAAAAAAAGAAACUCAUUCAGGGUGGUGAAGAUGAUACGAGAGCGGCAUCAACAUGAAUGUCUCAUAUGUACAAAUGUAGAAAGUAGGUGUGUGUGUGUGUGUGUGUGUGUGUGUGUGUGUGGUUCUUACGGUCAUGGAAAACCUGGAAAAGUCAUGGAAUUUUAAAAUGGUCACUUCCAGGCCUGGAAAAGUCAUGGAAAAAACUUAAAUCAUAAAAGUUUUGGAAAAGUCAUGGAAAUGUGUUAUAAUCACAUCAUUUACGCCGAGUUUGAAAUAAUUAAUAUGAUUUUUAAAGAAAGACGCUCAAAAUAUAAGCCGGCGUACGCUCUCUAUACGCAACAUUUUUUAUGUUCAUACCGAGAUUUCAGUUUGGUCAUGGAAAUUUGGUUUAAAGUCCUGGAAAUCCAUCGAUCAAAAUGUGUAAGAACCCUGUGUGUGUGUGUGUGUGUGUGUGUGGACUCGGGUAUAUCAUGAAUCUGGAGUGUAAAUGUAAUUCGGGAGCUGAACCUCCCGGGCUCUCGUGCGGCAUGGCGUCCUGGCCGCGCUUCCUGUCCUCUCGCUCUCCCUCGGAAAACCGACGCUAACCUUUAAUCGGAGAGCGAUCGGCUGAUCGGAAGCCGCCGCUCUGAGAGGAAAACGCGGGUUCGUCACAACUCGGGUUUUGUUUCGGCCGCUACUGACGUUGCAUUUGCUGAGACCUGGAACUGGAGAACAAAGUCCAAUGAGUACAAAAUAGAAGGCGAACAGUAGAAUAACGUUAUUGCGCAACAGACUUCCUGCUUGGUGAUGUGUGGAUCUAGUAAGGAACUGGUUGAGGAGUACCACCGACUUUUUAAAUGCACUUAUUUUGUAUUUUAACCCUCCUGUUACCUUUAGGGUCAAUUUGACCCCAUUCAAUGUUUAACCUCCUGUUACCUUUAUAUUUACUGACAUAUUUUACCCUCGGGGUCAAUUUGACCCCAGCAAUUAAAACCUCCAGAAAAUUAUUAGAAUUAAUAUUGUUUUCCAAGUUUAAGUGUGAGGUACUUUAUGUUUGUUUGUCGACUACCUAAAUAGCCCUUUAAAUAUAUAAAAAAGUUGAUAUUUCUUAUAUGUUUGACACAGUGAAAAACAGCCUCGGGUCAAAUUGACCCCAAAGAACACCGACAUUAAACAUUGAAUGGGGUCAAAUUGACCCACGAAAAAAAGGUUUGCACUAUGAGUAUAAUUGAAAUCAAUCUGUUCGUAAUCCACGUCGUCGUAAAUGUAGUUUGAAGAGCGAGAGGGAGGAGGUCUAGAAACACUGGACUUUCACCCAGGAGACCAUUGUUUGUGUCAACUAACUUAUUAAGUGAGCAUAUUUUAACCCAAAUCCUGAAAAAUAACAAAAUAACCUCCUUUUGUAUCCUAUUCAAGCGCCUGUAUGAGGAUGUGUUUAAUGCAGUGCUUCAGAUCAUUCGGCUUCCUGUCAUGUGACUGUCAGACUCGUUUCCAGCUCUCAGCAAAUGACUUCGGUAAAUGCGACGUUGCGACAACCAAUAGGAACAACGAGAAACGCCACGGAGAAAAAAAACCACGCUUUUAUAUCGAGCAACUAUCCUUUCGUAUUUUUAAUAUAAUAUUUCUACGAGCGUUAACACUGCCGUUAGUUUUCUCUUCGCGUGACGCAUGCUGUUCCCGGUUUAAUGCACUGAAGCCCCGUCGAUUUAUGAAGAUGAUCGUUUUAGAAUUAGGCAAUGUGGUUAUCAAUUAAUAAUCCUCCUGAAGGGUUUUGACUUGUUUAGUGGUUUGUAUCAAAAUGUCUAAACAUCCAUCUUUCACUAUAAAACAUCAACGGUCUCCAUUUAGCAUCGGGUACUAAAACGUUGUCACUGAUUGUCAUUAAUUAUCUAUAAUUGCUGUCAAAUUUCCUCAAUAUCCAAGAUCUGUAGGAGUCUUUAUAUCAAAGAAUAUAAAUCCGUGCUCAUUUGGCGAUGUCCUAUUCAAAACAGUCCAGUGACUAAUGCGUGUGACCUUUUGUUUGUUUCUGCGUGAACGUGAUUCAAAUGCCACGUCUCGUGUCUGAUGAAUUAUGCCCUUCGUCGGGGUCUCGUCUUCAAGCGUUUCAGACGAGGGUUUUGUGCUCCUGCUUUACGAGCAUCGGAGUGAUGUAAUGAUUUGAUAUGGAUCCAUGUGAUAUUUAUGAAGCGCGUGUGAGGCGUCGUCCAUCAUCGUCCCAGGGGGAGACAACAACAAAGACAUUUCAAAAGAUACUUUAAAAAAAAUGUUUCUCUAUAUGAUCACUGCUGCGUUGAUUUUAAUUUUAAUUUGAUUAUAAUUACAUUUGUAUGUUUAUUUUUAUUUUAUUCAUAUUUUCUUAAAUUUGUAUUAUAUAUUUAAUUAAUUAGAUUAAAUUGAAAAAAAAAUAUAUACAGUCCAUCAUUUUCUUUUAUUAUUAUUAUUUUGUUAUUUUUUAUUAUUAUUUAUUUAUUUUAACUGCCCUGGAUGAAUAAUAAUAUGCUGUUUUUGAUUAUUUCGUAUGUCCUUGUGUGCAAGCUAAUUUAAACGAGGGGCUGUGUUUAUAUCACGAUGAUUAUUUUUUAAAGAUCUACAGCUUAAAUCUGAUUCUGGUGGAAUUCAACCCGUUUGUGGAAAACAACAACAACAACAACAAUAUAUUAAGACAAAUAAAGGUGGUUAUUUAUUUCUGGUGUUGAAACUUUAUCUAAUUUCUACAUUAGAGUUAGCUGGAGCACAAACGAUAACAACAAUGCAAUAUCCCACCAUCACGCCAUGGAAUACGGCGCCUCCUCGGUUUGGCCUCCUCUAUUUGACCUCUGUUUGACCUCCUCUGUUUGGCCUCCUCUGUUUGGCCUCCUCGGUUUGGCCUCCUCUGUUUGGCCUCCUCUGUUUGACCUCUGUUUGACCUCGGUUGCGUACCUUUGCAUAUCUUCAGGUAGUUGUCUUGCUGUACGUCCCUCGGUCCAGUCGGCCCUCAGCGUGGACAUCAUGUCCGUUCCCUCCGGAGGUCGUCGUCGUGUUUUAGUCGCACCAUCGACCAAUCAGUGACGGAGGCCGUCGACCUCGUCCCGUAGCUUUCUGUCCACCGAUGUCUUCUCUUGACCUCUUCUCUUGACCUCUCCUCUUGACCUCUCCUCUUGACCUCUCCUCUUGACCUCUCAUAUUGACCUCUUCUCUUGACCUCUCUCUUCUAUUGACCUCUUCUCUUGACCUUUUCUCUUGACCUCUUCUCUUGACCUCUCCUAUUGACCUUUUCUCUUGACCUCUUCUCUUGACCUCUUCUCUUAACCUUUUCUCUUGACCUCUUCUCUUAACCUCUCUCUUCUCUUAACCUCUCUUCUUUUACCCUCUUCUCUUGACCUCUCCUCUUGACCUCUUCUCUCGUGACCCCGACGGCGAACACAAAUACUAAUAUUGCUACUACUAUUCAAAUGCUGUAACGUCGUGAAUCUUGCUCUUGUGGCUUCUGCAUGAAUUCAAGAAGAAAAAGUAAUAAAACUGAUACUAGGACCGAUUGUUUCACUGCCCUCGAUAGAACAAAAACAUAAAAAAAUGGAUCUUUUAUGGACUGUUACAAGUUGUAUCGUGAGUGGUUCUGUCCCUAACCCACUGUAUUAUGUGCUUGUUACGACUAUGGCUCUAUGACAAGCUUAUAGCAUCGAUAUAUGGGAAUAUUUGGUAGAUUUAUAUUGUUAUAUUGUGAUAGCAUGUACAUAAAAGAUACCUCCUCUGCAAUAAAUAUUUAUAUAAA